AUGGCGAAAUACAUGCCAUUCCUUGCAGGGAAAUCUGUGGGGUCUCCAACCUGCUGGGUCUCCUACCAUUUCCAGUCGGUGCUCACCCAGAAACCUUUCACGGUUCUACAGUCCGGAAAAUAUGACAAGUCCCAAAGGUCUUUGGUAAAGGCGUGGUUCUUGAUUGUUCGUAUUGAGAGGUGCUGUGGACCUCAGUCCACAACAUGGCUUUCUUCUGUCUCCGAGCUCACCUGCAUCUACUCUGCCCUCAUCCGGCACAAUGACGAGGUGACAGUCACGGCUCUGGCCAAUAUCAACAUUGGGAGCCUCAUCUGCAACGGAGAGGCUGGUGCACCCACUCCAGCAGCUGAAGCUGCGCCUGCUAAUGGUCCUCCUCCGUCCACUGCUGCUGCCGCAGCCGAGGAGAAGAAAGUGGAAGCAAAGAAGGAAGAAUCCGAGGAGUUAGAAGAUGACAUGGGCUUUGGAUUUUUUGACUAA
Grammomys surdaster is the source of this 477-nucleotide messenger RNA. Its product is annotated as 60S acidic ribosomal protein P1-like. Bases 1 to 477 code for a protein of 158 amino acids. The record is from RefSeq and is a predicted model, not a curated record. Gene Ontology annotation, cellular component: cytosolic large ribosomal subunit. The transcript is spliced from 4 exons. Gene Ontology annotation, molecular function: ribonucleoprotein complex binding; protein kinase activator activity; structural constituent of ribosome. Gene Ontology annotation, biological process: cytoplasmic translation. Lineage: Eukaryota; Metazoa; Chordata; Mammalia; Rodentia; Muridae.